Messenger RNA from Helianthus annuus (common sunflower), 2181 nucleotides. RefSeq lists its product as uncharacterized. Gene Ontology annotation, molecular function: zinc ion binding. The record is from RefSeq and is a predicted model, not a curated record. Lineage: Eukaryota; Viridiplantae; Streptophyta; Magnoliopsida; Asterales; Asteraceae. Bases 1 to 2181 code for a protein of 726 amino acids. The transcript has 3 exons.
AUGGCAAUCAAAUUUGUUGUUUACUGUGGUGGCAAGUGGGAAGUCGUUGAUGGGAGGCUAGAGUAUGUGGUCCAAGCAGAUUUUGUUAGACGUGGUUUUGAAACUUCUACUACAGUUUCUUAUAACACAUUUUUAAAAAAUCUUAGUGAGUCAACAGGUCUUCAAAACAUCACACGUGUAUCUUACAAAAUGUCAACUUUUAACGAUCCCAUUGAUAUAGUUGAUGAUUCCGAUCUUACUUUUUUAUCCAAUAUUGCGGAAACAAACCCUCUUGAGUUAUUUAAAUUAUAUGUGGUGCAAGAUCAAGUUGGUUCAUCUGUGGGUUCUUCGAAUUUUUUUAAAUGUCCUGAUCUUAACGUAAAUGUUUUUCCUGAAGUUGAAUGUAACACAUCAUAUAAAUCUGGAGUUACUGAUAAUGUUAAUUGUCCCCUUGAAAAUAAAAGCCAGUUUUACAUAGGUUAUAUUUUCCGUAACAAACAGGAAAUGAAAAUAGAAUUAGGAAAAUUGUGUCUUUCCGAAAGUUUUUCGUAUAAAGUAGACAGAUCAUCCAAAACUCGUUACGAAGUAUCUUGUAUUGAUGAGAAUUGCCAGUGGAAUUUCAAGGCAGCGAGUCGGGAAUCUUGUGAUAUUUUUUACGUAAAACAUUUUAACAACAAACAUACAUGUUCUAAGACGCAAACAUAUCCACAUAUGCGACAAGCAAACCCAAUGGUGGUGGGUAGCUUAUUAGUAGAACAAUUUAAAGAUUCUGGACGGAUAUACCGUUCGACCGAAAUUGUAAAGGAUUUUAGGAUUAAAGAAAAAGUCAAUUUAACGUAUAUGCAAGCAUGGCGUGGUAAAUGUAACGCAUUACAACUUUUGCAAGGUAGUUCGUCAAGUUCUUUUGCAGAACUUCCCGUCUAUUGUUAUAACUUGGAGAAGGUUAAUCCAGGAACAGUGACACACAUACGCACUGAUUCUGAAAGUCGUUUUGAAAUGUUAUUUGUGGCCAUAGGUGCGGUGAUUCGGAGCUUUGUCCAUAAUUUAAGACCGCUUAUCAUCAUAGAUGCUGCCCACUUGAAGGGUGAAUUUAAGGGAACAAUGUUUUUGGCUGUGGGCAUGGACGGAAACAAUCAGAUUUUUCCUAUUGGUUAUGGAAUUGGUAAAUCUGAGGACGGUGAGUCGUGGACGUGCCGUAAGGGUGGUGUUUCCAAGAAGCUUUCACGGGUUAUGUUGUCGUCAUUUGAUGGUCAACCUUCGAUUACCGUAAAAAAAAAGGAAUAUGAGAGUCUUUGGUGGAAGACGUGCAAAUCUUACCGGAUAUCCGAUUUUCAAGAAUCAUUCGACGCGCUAUGUGCUGCUGUUCCAAGAUUACGAAACAUUCUUAUAGAAAUUGGGUUUGACAAAUGGUCAAGAGCACAUUGUCCAGCCAGAAGAUAUCAUUACAUGACAUCUAAUAGCGCUGAAUCUAUGAAUGCUUUAUCAAACCAUGCCCGAAAAAUUCCAAUAACCCAACUGAUAGAAUUUUUCAUACAGUCUGUCCAAAAAUGGUUCUAUGAUCGCCGGAAAGAGGGAAUUCAAGGGGAACACUUGCUUACACCGUGGGCUCAAAAAAAAAUUCGAGGCAAAGUGGAAGGUUCUCGUUCGUGGGUGGUUGCUGGAAUUUCCCAGGACAGUUUUGAUGUUGAUGACGGUGGAAAGAGAGGUUUAGUUGACUUCUCAAAUGGAACAUGCAGUUGUCGGGUUUGGCAAGUAUCUGGGUUACCUUGCGGGCACGUUAUUGCGGUAUCUAGAUUUUUAGGUGAACCAGAUUGUGCUCAUUAUGCGAUGUCAUUUUACAGUAAUGAAGUUUAUAAAUCGACGUAUGUGGAAUAUAUAAAUCCAGUCCCUGAUAAAUCAGAGUGGGAAGUACCCAAUGGACUGGUGAAUCUGCAACCACCGCUUAUUACAAAACGACAAGCCGGACGUCCGAAAGAAAACAAACGAAUCCUAUCGCUAGGAGAGGACCCAACUCCCGUAUAUUGCGGUAAGUGCAAAACGUAUGGGCAUUCACGUGCGAGCUGUUUAGCACCGCCCAAAACAAAGACUUCUUCUCGCACCGUCUCUAAGCCGGAACCCAGAACCGCCCAAGUUGAAGCCGGAGAAUUUCAGGAUUAUGUACUUCAAAAUACAUGGCCCUCGUACAACUUGGGUGAUGAUUAA